AUGAUUCUGUUUUCCAGAAUGAUUGAAGACUGUGGGAAAAGAGGAAAUACCAUGGCAGAAAGAAGGCAGCUGUUUGCAGAAAUGCGGGCUCAAGAUCUGGAUCGCAUCCGUUUGUCCACCUACAGAACAGCCUGCAAGCUCAGAUUUGUUCAGAAGAAGUGCAACCUGCACCUGGUGGACAUCUGGAACGUGAUAGAAGCCUUGCGGGAGAACGCACUGAACAACCUGGAUCCCAGCAUCGAGCUGAACGUGGCUCGCCUGGAAGCUGUGAUUUCAACUAUCUUCUACCAGCUCAACAAACGGAUGCCAACCACCCACCAGAUCAACGUGGAGCAAUCCAUCAGCUUGCUGCUCAACUUCUUGCUAGCAGCCUUUGAUCCGGAAGGACACGGUAAAAUUUCUGUUUUUGCUGUCAAAAUGGCCUUGGCAACUCUUUGUGGAGGAAAGAUCAUGGACAAAUUAAGAUAUAUUUUCUCCAUGAUCUCUGACUCCAGUGGAGUGAUGGUUUAUGGCAGGUACGACAUGUUUCUGCGGGAGGUUCUGAAGCUGCCCACAGCUGUGUUUGAAGGGCCUUCGUUCGGUUACACUGAGCAGUCAGCAAAAUCCUGUUUCUCGCAACAGAAGAAAGUCACAUUGAACACGUUCUUGGACACCCUCAUGUCUGAUCCCCCGCCACAGUGUCUAGUGUGGUUACCACUGCUGCAUAGACUGGCAAAUGUUGAAAAUGUCUUCCACCCCGUCGAGUGUUCCUACUGCCACAGCGAGAGCAUGAUGGGCUUUCGCUACCGCUGCCAGCAGUGUCACAAUUACCAGCUCUGUCAGGACUGCUUCUGGAGGGGCCAUGCCAGCGGUUCCCACAGCAACCAGCACCAAAUGAAAGAGUACACGUCAUGGAAAUCACCUGCUAAGAAGCUAACUAAUGCACUUAGCAAGUCUUUAAGCUGUGCUUCCAGCCGUGAACCUUUGCACCCAAUGUUCCCUGACCAGCCUGAAAAACCUCUAAACCUGGCUCAUAUUGUGCCCCCUCGACCUGUAACCAGCAUGAAUGACACACUCUUCUCCCACUCUGUUCCCUCAGGAAGUCCUUUUGCAAACAGAAGGUUACUUGGGGGUGUAAGUGCAGCCAGUCCUGUGGCUGAUGAGCAUUCUCUUAUAAAGCUGUAUGUAAAUCAGCUUCACAACAACUCACGCUCUCCUUCCAAGAAUACUGAAGUAGAGCAGAGCAAACUUCUGGCUAGGGCUGCUCCAGCUUUCUUGAAGGGCAAAGGGUUACAGUACAGCCUCGAUGUAGCAGACAGGCUGGCUGAUGAACAUGUUCUCAUCGGGUUGUAUGUCAACAUGCUGCAGAGCAGCCCCGCACGUGUGCUCGACAGCGCAAGCCGCCUGGAUGAAGAGCAUAAGCUGAUCGCCAGGUACGCAGCAAGGCUGGCAGCAGAAACUUCUUCAUCACAGCAGCAGGGUCAGCAGAGAGGGGCAUCAGAUAUCUCCUUCACCAUUGAUGCAAACAAACAGCAAAGGCAGCUGAUUGCAGAGCUUGAAAAUAAAAACAGAGAAAUCCUCCAGGAGAUCCAGAGGCUGCGGCUUGAACACGAGCAAGCAUCUCAGCCCACACCAGAGAAGGCACAACAAAAUCCCACUCUCCUUGCAGAGCUCAGGCUCCUGAGACAGCGGAAGGAUGAGCUGGAACAGAGGAUGUCUGCUCUCCAGGAAAGCCGGAGGGAGCUUAUGGUUCAGUUAGAAGGCCUCAUGAAACUGCUGAAGACCCAAGGAGCAGGCUCUCCACGUUCCUCGCCCAGCCACACGAUCAGUCGACCGAUUCCAAUGCCUAUCAGGUCUGCCUCUGCCUGCUCCACCCCAACCCACGCACCUCAGGACUCUCUGACCGGGGUGGGAGGAGAUGUGCAGGAAGCCUUUGCACAAAGUGCAAGGAGAAACUUAAGAAAUGAUUUGCUGGUGGCAGCAGAUUCAAUCACCAACACCAUGUCCUCUUUGGUAAAGGAGCUAAAUUCUGAAGUGGGCAGCGAGACAGAAAGCAAUGUGGAUUCUGAAUUCGGGAGGACUCAUUUUGAUGACCUGGUUCCAUCCCCCACGUCUGAGAAGGCUUUCCUGGCGCAGAUCCACGCGCGGAAGCCAGGAUACCUGCACAGCGCAGCUGCCACUGGCUCCAUCCGCAGUGACAUGGUUACAGAAGAUGGAGACCCCUACGUGAGGGCAGAGGAUGAAAAUUACGAGAACGACUCUGUCCGCCAGCUGGAGAACGAGCUGAAGAUGGAGGAAUACCUGAAGCAGAAGCUGCAGGAUGAGGCAUACCAGGCAAGCUGCAGUCAGACAGACAACGAAAGCUACGUAAGAACUGAUGAUGAGGAGAGCUGCUUUCGGACAGACGACGAAGAAAACUCAGCUGCAGACUUCACAGAAGAGUGGAACCAAGAGGUGCAGCGUCUCUUGACAAAACAAUCCCAUAACUAAGUUCUGAGGACUGUAGCACAGUACUUUUGUUCUAAGAGUUAGAGUUCGUAGGUGUGUGUUUUUGACAACAAGACUUUUGUUUAAAGCUAACUUAUAUUAGCUACAUCUUCUGUAACAUGACUCAUUACCAGUGAGGCAAACAGACUGACCUAGGUGCUGCUGUUACAAGGGAUGGCAGUGUUAAUAACUCACCUAAACCCUUUGCACAUGAUAUUGAACCUGUUCAGUUUACAAUGACAACACUGUUUAUAGAUAGAAAUUUGAUUUCUGACUACUUUGAGCUUUUAGCAGGUCAGUUUACUAAACACUGUACAUUUUUCUUUGUUUGUUUGUUUCCACAGGAGAAGUAAAAAGCUACAAAUAUGCAUUUAACACCGAAUGAUUAUACUCCUGAGUGUAUAUAUCCAGUAGCCCCCCCCCAAAAAAAACACCACAAACCAAACAACAGCAAAGUACCAGACUACAUUUGCAAUUUGUUUGCAAGUUUUUAAAUCAAGGCUCAUAUAAAAUGUAGUAAAAUAAUAACGAUGAUGAUGAUGAUGAUAUAAUUAAUAAUAUGAAUAAUAAUGAAAAGAACCAAACUCUCUGAUUUAGGGCUAAUCUGUAACUUAGGAAUGUUUCUUUCAAAAUAAUCUAACAAAUCAGCCAUAGAAGUUAGUGUAAAUAUUUUCUUUUUCCAAAUAGAUAUCACAUACAAAAGGUGACAUUCAAAUGAUAUAGAAUCUAGUUUUGAAAUCAGCACAGAUCUUCUUAAAACUGUGAACUAUGUUUUGAAAUACUCGUUGCUAAAGCUGUUUAUAAACCACAGGUGCCAUAAGAUCCCUGAACUGACUGAUGUUCUGUAUAAUCCUCCAUGGUAUUGUUUCAUUGAUGUUUUAGCUUUAGUAAGCAUGUGUUCAACAAACCGGCUCUUUCCAUCUCUCUGCCCCUUCUCCUCUCUCGUCCCCGCCCUCCACCUCCUCCAUUAUGUUAUUUUCGAGGCCUUCAGCUUUAAAUGUACAGGCUUAAAGUGCGCUUGCAACUGUUCUCUUUUGGUUUCCGAAUGUGUAUUGCCUUAGCCAGCCACCAGAUGUUCUGCAUGCACUCUUGGAAAUGUGUGGUGAGACUCUUUGGGAGCUGGAUGGAGAUGUAGCUGUCAGAGAGAAGCACAAGACAAGCCGUGGAUGUUUUGGAAGGACAGGCAAGCAGUUACAGAAUUGGAGUUCUGUCCAGUUUGGUAUUUUUGGAGUACAAAGGCAUUUCAGGAGAAAGGGAACUUACCUGGCUGCUUUGGAUUAGGCAGUGAGACUGCUAGCUCGAGAGUUUGCUCUGCUGGGACUACGACCUGCGGAUAGCGCUGAGCAGAGACAAAAACUUGGAAUGUCCUCUCCAGGGCAUAGUGCUUGGAAAUGGGGAGGACACCUACACAGCACUGUUGUGCAGAGAGAAGUGAGAGCCAGGCCAGGAGCAGCGAACCAGGAGCCAGGCACUAUCCCAGGGCUGUGUCACACACUGGCCACACAGCCCUGCUGAGGUGCACAACAUGUUUGCUUAGGACAACCUCUGUGCCAAGGGAGUUUUGCUGCUCUGAUGGAGUCUUGUGGCUUCCAGUGUCUGGCUGACCUGAAGUGACACUGCCUGACAGCCCUGCAAACUGUAGCAUUUCAUACAGAUAUUUCACACCAGCACAGCUGGCCUGCAGCAAGUGAUGAGAUGCUCAUCUGAAGCAGGCUCACACAGUUUGCCUGUCCUCGCUCUCACGGUGACAUGGAUGUGUGCUGCUGUAUUGCCAUGAAGUUGCUCUGUAGCUCGACCUAGUAAGUCCAGUGGUUUGCGUGCACUCUCGAGACUUGUGGCUGUUUCUCUGGGCACUAUGUGUUAGGGAAUGAGUAUCUGUAUGAAAGAGCUGCUGCCAUCUUUCACUUUCAUGUUGUACUAUUGCGUAUGCAGAUCCCUUGUCUGCAUCUCCUCGCAUACCUGGCUUGCUCUCAGGCAUCCAAGCGCUUACUAAGGCAUCUGGAUAUCUUCGUGUAAGCUUUUCCUUUGUGCAAUCACUGGUCUUUGCUCCUGGGGUAUGUGCUGUUCUGCCAAGGCAGGCACCAUAUCCUCCGAUGCCCCCUCCUCCAACCUCCUCUCUCAGGAAUGGGUGAGCCUCCACUAGUGCCUAGCACUCCACAUUUAAAGCUGUUCCAGUGAAGCUGUAGAUGUUGCUGUCAGCUCAGGAUUCCAGGCGAGCAUUUCCUGAACAGAGACAAAACGAGCUAGAACACAGCUACAUCCAAUGGCUGACUAACUCAACCCAUGUCAUGUUUAACUGUACCCAGAGUAACAGAUCCCUCUCAUCAUCUUAAUGUCUGCGUUCUCAUUCUCGCGCUGCUUAAAAUAGAUGCAAUAGAAUAAAUCCAUUGCAAGGGCUUCUGGAUUAGGAGUAAGGAAAAAAGUCAAGGGAUCAAGCGCCUUCCUCUCUGGCUGGUUGUCAGCAAGGUGAUCCCCAGCAAAGCUCUGGGUCCCUUAUGCCCUGGAGCUGAAGCACCUCUUUCUUACUUGGCUCUCCAAAUAUCUAUUUUAAGCGUUUUCCAACUGUUAAGCUGGCUGCGUUUUCACCCAGCUGGUCUUUGUCUGCUUGUCGAAUAUUAUUUUGGUUGUGGUUUGAGGUCACUAAAAUAAGUAGAGCUACCAAAAAGGUCCCUGGCAUGGGCCUUUUCUUUUACUACCAAUGGCCCACUGCAGCAGUCAGAACUCUGGGUGGUUUUAGUGUCACUGGAGGGAAACCAGUGGUUCGGAGACAGGGAUGUGAAGAUGUAGAGGGUCCUUGAAUGUCCAAAGCGAAGGUGGAGAAUGGGUUGUCUGUAAGUAGUGAUGUUAAGCUAAACUGCAUAAAAAGGUGUGUGGCCUUUGUUGUGAUAUAAUAUGUAUUUUCUUAUAUGCAUGAGCCAAAUUGUUGCAUCAUGAUUUAUCAUAAGUGCGUCUGCCUUUACUUUCGGUCAUCUUCUCCCAUCCUUCUUGGUUCUUGGCAAUUACUGUAGAUAGACCUUGUAAAUAUUGCAACCUCGGGUUGCUGUAACCACCUUGGUUCAAUUCAGCAGAUGGAGCUGUGAACAACGAGCACUCCACUGUGUCCUGAAGCCCAAAGGGCAUUUUUACCUUUUAACAAAAAAAAAAAACCACACAAAAAAAAAAAAAAGAAAAAACAGGAAAAAGAAAAAAACCCAAACAGAAAGUAUGAAGAGUUACAUCUGGAGGCUACUAAACUGUAAGGCAUUUUUAAAACUACUGUACUUGACACCACUUGAGACAGAAACAGACACUGAAGAUGUCACGAUAUCCAUUGGUAUUGUAACAGAACUGCUAUUGUAUGGGGUUUUUGUAUUGCUGUUAAGUAUUGUUUUGUGUGUGUGUGUGUGUGUUGGAACCUACUGGGGACAUGUUAUAUUUUGAAGUGAUUAAACUAUUUAAUUGUGUGUCUAUAUUUUGGAAUGGAAUUAUUUCUUCAUUAAAAAAAGAUUUUUAAAAGUAA
Pogoniulus pusillus (Red-fronted tinkerbird) is the source of this 5965-nucleotide messenger RNA. RefSeq names its product dystrobrevin alpha (gene DTNA). The record is from RefSeq and is a predicted model, not a curated record. Gene Ontology annotation, cellular component: synapse; plasma membrane. Gene Ontology annotation, biological process: synaptic signaling. NCBI's taxonomy places the organism in Eukaryota, Metazoa, Chordata, Aves, Piciformes, Lybiidae. Gene Ontology annotation, molecular function: zinc ion binding. The transcript is spliced from 21 exons. The coding region runs from base 1 to 2469 and encodes 822 amino acids.